Nannizzia gypsea CBS 118893 is the source of this 2682-nucleotide messenger RNA. RefSeq lists its product as hypothetical. Gene Ontology annotation, cellular component: nucleus. The coding region runs from base 1 to 2682 and encodes 893 amino acids. Lineage: Eukaryota; Fungi; Ascomycota; Eurotiomycetes; Onygenales; Arthrodermataceae. Gene Ontology annotation, biological process: regulation of DNA-templated transcription; DNA-templated transcription. The record is from RefSeq and is a predicted model, not a curated record. The transcript is spliced from 5 exons. Gene Ontology annotation, molecular function: zinc ion binding; DNA-binding transcription factor activity, RNA polymerase II-specific; DNA binding.
AUGGAGCAUACUUUUCCUUCUCCACACGGCUUCAGAAAUGCCAACACUUCGCCUCCCACCGCUCAGGUCAAGGCUGGUGGACGAACAGAUGAUCGCGAUGAAAUUGACAGUCCCGAAGACGCCUGGUCAGGGCAAGAUAGCGGCAAUGAUGCCAGUGCGGUGGAUCGAAAAAUCUCCCAAUCCUCAGAUCGUUCUUUGAAAAGGAAGCGUCCGGUGAUGGUCUCAUGCGAACUUUGUAAGCAAAGGAAAGUGAAAUGCGAUCGCUCCCAACCCAGCUGUGGCUGGUGUGCCCGGAAUGGCCAUCCAUGCGAGUACAAAGAACGAAAGAAGCCGGGAUUGAGAGCUGGGUAUGGAAGAGAGCUUGAACAGCGGCUAGAUCGCUUAGAAGAAGUCAUCCAAGCGCAAGCACGACUUAUAGAAACACAUAUAAUACAGGCCCAGCAACGUCCUGGGAAUGAAGUCCAAUCAAACCAAUGCCCGCCAACAGCUCCAUUAUAUAGCUCUCCGUCGGACCGGUCCGCGGCUCCCGAACCCAGCCCAAAGGAUAUCCUAUAUCCGCAUCCAUCGACCUCAAACUUUCCCACGCCGCACCGCCGUAUCUCAGCCGUAGGGACCUAUAACCAGGAGCAGAGAACAUCCACGCCAUCUGAUAAAUCGUUUCAUACGACCUCGCCAAUCCAGCUUCAGAAUGGACUCUCUCCACAAAAGCUACCACCACAGCCAGGGGAGUCGCAGCAGCCUCAUUUUAAUACCAGAGACUCCUCAUCCUUGAGGAUUCCCGCCUACUCUUCGAACCAAGAAAGCGCGUCCCUCGCCGAUCAUAAUGCCGAUCUCCCGCCUUACGAUCUUCUAUACUCAUUGGUCGAUCUGUACUUUGAACAUAUCAACGGAUGGUUGCCUAUACUUCACCGGAGAACGACACUAGAUACUCUUUUCGGGCCAUCGCCGUUAAGUGAAGAAGACCGGAUGUUGUUAUACGCCAUAGUUGCAACGACUCUGCGAUUUUCAAAAGAUACGCGGCUUAACGAAGAAAAUAGGAAACGUUACCAUGACGUGUGCAAACAGAAAGUUAUUUUAUAUGGUUUGGACAAUUCCUCCGUCACGUCCUUACAGGCUCUAGUGAUCUUGACGCUAGACGUUGUGGGAACUUCUAACGGUCCCCCAGGAUGGAAAUUACUUGCACUUGUCGCUAGAUCUGUUGUUCAGCUUGGUCUCGCCGUAGAAGCUACAUCAUCCCUAGUUGCAACAAUGUUUCCGUCCAUAUAUACUCUCAGAGCCAAUAUCCUUCCCGACUCUAGGAAUUGGGUGGAAGAUGAGGGUAGGCGGCGGCUAUUCUGGGCAGCUUAUCUAUUAGAUAGGUAUUCUACGAUUGCCACAGCCUUCGAUUUCGCACUGGACAGUAAAGAAGUUGAUCGGAAACUACCGUGCAAAGAUGAAUAUUUUGUUAAAAAUCAACCAGUUGAAACGAGGUUUUUUGAUACCCACGAGCAAUUGGAGUGCGUGAGCCGCAGCCAAUAUAUGGGUGCCUUCGGAUUUUACAUGGAAGUUUUAGGCAUACUGUCGAAAAUACACUUAUUUCUCAAACGGCCGGUUGAUAUCAGUGCAAUUGCCGAUGUUAAUCAGUGGCAAUCCACCUACCGAAAGCUAGAUAACGAAUUGACUGCAUGGGAAUACCAAUUACCGAAAGAGUACUCAUUCGUAAUGUCUUCAAGAUAUUUGGCGUCUUCGAAAUCUAGGUCUGUGCAUUGUGGCUGGAUUAUGUUGCACGCAGCCUACCAAACAACGAUAAUCCGACUACAUUCUUCAGCUGCCUACCCAACGACUCGGUCUCCCAUAUUCACACCAUCAUAUGGUGCUAUCCAACGGUGCCUGGCUGCCGUUGAACGGAUCCGGACAAUUGCUAGAUUUGUUGUAGACAACAACGUCCUAGACAAAUUUGGCCCACCUUUUGCAUUUACACUCUGGGUAUCAGCGCGCCUCCUGCUGGUUAAUGGCUCAACUGUAGCCCAUACAUUAGAUCCGGCAAUUAACUUCUUUGUCGAUUCUCUUCGUCGCAUGGGCCAAUACUGGAAAGUUGCAAAGCGAUACAGCGAGAUCCUACAGCGAGUCUUGGAUGAAUACAAUGAAUUCGAACAGUCUGGCGCUACAAAUGCAGACCGUGCAGCCCCCUCAUCAGUAAAGAUCCUAGCUGACAUGAGACGAUGUGCAUUUGACUUGGACUUUUUAAUAUCCCAUCAACCCCCAAGAGCCAGCAGCUCUAGCCACACUCCAGUCGCCGGAGGGCCCACGGCAUCAGUAGGCGGACUGAUUACUCCGAAACCCACAAACGCCGCUCCAAUUGCACCACCACGCAACCUCAGCCCCCAUGAACUUGAGUAUCUGGAUGUCUUUGACUUUUUCAAUGUUCCGCGUGUUCCUCCUUCCGGAGGGAACCCUACUGCUCCGUCAAUUAAUGGCCUAGCUGUAAUGGAUCAAGCACAGCAAGUAACAGUCCCGCCUGCCCAGCCACAAACAAACUCCUCUACUGUGACUGCGACUGUAGGAGGAAUUUCAGUGACUGAUUUAGCUAAUGCUGCUGCAGCCGGUGCGGCCGCUGCAGCACAAGCAUCAAACGAAUUCAAUAUCACCAACUAUAUGGUCCCAACACCGGAGACGGAUUGGUUAUUUAGGGCUACCACAUAG